AUGACAUCUCGUCGCAAAGAACCCAGCCCAAUUGAGGUUGACUCAGGCUCCGAUGUAGAGUCGAAACUCGACUUCCAGUAUAAACCAAGCGCGAGUAUACCGCAGGCUAUGGAGAGCAUCGAAAAGUGGAAAUCGAAGCGAUCUGAUAUUCGGAAAAGCAUCGAUAAGGAUUACACUAACAAACUGGCUGCUCUGAAGAGCAAGAUCACAGCACACUACCAAGAUGAGGCCCAGAAGACAUCCGAUCACAACAAGGAACAACUUGAACGAUUAUUGGCAGCAGUCGAGAAAUGCAUUGCGUGCGAAGAGAAGAUCAGUAACCGGGUCGACUCGCUCCGAGAUGACUGUGCUCACAUAGCGAUGCUUAUAGAUGCAAUCUACAGCGGCCGUAAGGAAGCUGCCACAGAAUCGGCCAAAGCGUAUAAGUCUGGUCAAUCCAAAAAGUAG
Messenger RNA from Annulohypoxylon truncatum, 447 nucleotides. RefSeq lists its product as uncharacterized. The record is from RefSeq and is a predicted model, not a curated record. NCBI's taxonomy places the organism in Eukaryota, Fungi, Ascomycota, Sordariomycetes, Xylariales, Hypoxylaceae. The coding region runs from base 1 to 447 and encodes 148 amino acids. The transcript has 3 exons.